Cyprinodon tularosa is the source of this 2473-nucleotide messenger RNA. RefSeq names its product proton myo-inositol cotransporter-like. The coding region runs from base 217 to 2067 and encodes 616 amino acids. Lineage: Eukaryota; Metazoa; Chordata; Actinopteri; Cyprinodontiformes; Cyprinodontidae. Gene Ontology annotation, molecular function: myo-inositol:proton symporter activity. Gene Ontology annotation, biological process: transmembrane transport. Gene Ontology annotation, cellular component: membrane. The record is from RefSeq and is a predicted model, not a curated record. The transcript is spliced from 12 exons.
CCUUUAAUGUCAUAUGAUCCCACACAGGCUACAUGCUCACAGUGGAGGUAAUGGUGUGUAGAAGAACAUUUUAAGACGGUUUUAAGGAAGUAAUGGAUUUAAAUUGCAACAUUUAAUUAGAACAUGAAUUCUAGGCAGCAAAAGAAGAUCUGAAGCAAAAAGAAAAUCAAGAGAGAAACUGAUUGGAGCGACCUCAAUGACUCCACCCUGAAGCAGAUGAGUAACCGCACAGGCAGCAGGAGGCAGAAAGCUGCGGAGGAUGGAGAGCGGAGUCUCAUUGGACCUCCCUCCGGGGAGAACUUCCAGGGCCGAGACGCCUCUACUCCGUACUUCGUCUAUUUGUUGGCGUUUUUCUCCGCCCUGGGAGGAUUCCUCUUCGGGUAUGACACGGGCGUGGUCUCUGGAGCGAUGCUGCUCCUCAAGAAGGAGAUGCACCUGAGCGCCCUAUGGCAGGAGCUGCUGGUGUCCAGCACGGUGGGGGCCGCGGCGCUCUCUGCCCUCAGCGGGGGCUUCCUGAACGGGUGGCUGGGACGCAGGAUUUGCAUCCUCAUCGCCAGCUUCAUCUUCAGCGGCGGCGGAAUUAUUCUGAGCGUGGCCCAGAACAAAGAGGUCCUCCUUGUUGGCAGGAUCACAGUGGGCUUAGGCAUUGGCAUUGCUUCUAUGACCGUUCCUGUGUACAUCGCAGAAGUUUCCCCUCCACAGCUGAGAGGCCAGCUGGUCACCAUGAACUCCCUUUUCAUUACCGGAGGCCAGUUCAUCGCCAGCGUGGUGGAUGGAGCUUUCAGCUACCUGAGUCACGAUGGAUGGAGGUACAUGCUGGGCCUGUCUGUCCUUCCUGCCGUGCUGCAGUUCUUCGGCUUCAUCUUCCUCCCAGAGAGCCCCCGCUGGCUCCUGCAAAAAGGCCGGCAUCAGGAGGCUCGUCAAGUCCUGGGCCGGAUCCGGGGGGAGCAGAAUAUCGAGGAGGAGUACAACGCCAUCAGGGACGGCAUCGAGGAAGAGGAGAAGGAAUCGGGAUCAGGAGGCGUGGUCAUUUUACGCAUCCUCAGCUACGGCCCAACUCGCAGGGCGCUCAUCGUCGGUUGUGGUCUGCAGAUGUUUCAGCAGAUAUCUGGGAUUAACACAAUGAUGUACUACAGCGCCACCAUUCUGCAGAUGGCAGGAGUACGGGAAGACAAACAGGCGAUCUGGCUGGCUGCAGCAACUUCAGCAACCAACUUUGCUUUCACAUUAGUGGGGGUAUGGCUGGUGGAGAGAGUCGGCCGCCGGAAACUGACCCUGGGCAGUCUUCUAGGUACCGGACUGAGUCUGACGGUGCUGGCAGUCGGAUUCCUGCUUUCAGCCCAAAACUCUCCUCCUGUUACCCUCCAUCCUGUCGACUCUGGAAAUUCAACCUGCAGGCUUUAUGGGUCCUGUGACCCUUGCAUGCUGGAUCCAGGCUGUGGAUUUUGUUACCUUGACAACGGCAAUGGAGCGUUCAACUCUUCCUGCGUCCCUGUUAAUCCAGCAUCUACUGACAAUGCGGCGUGGGGAAGAUGUUUUAACAAGACGGAAGAAUCCGGCGGACUAUUCUGGGCUUAUAAUUACUGUCCUACACCGUACUCCUGGAUUGUCCUUUUGGGCCUCAUCCUCUACCUCGCAUCGUUCGCUCCAGGUAUGGGCACAAUGCCCUGGACUGUGAACUCGGAGAUCUACCCCCUGUGGGCACGCAGCACUGGAAACGCCUGCUCCGCUGGUGUUAACUGGAUCUUCAAUGUCCUGGUGUCUUUGACAUUUCUUCAUGUUGCAGAGUAUCUGACCUAUUAUGGUGCGUUCUUCCUCUACGCUGGCCUGACGGUGCUCGGCCUCCUCUUCAUCUUUAGCUGCCUCCCAGAAACAAAGGGUUUACAGCUUGAGGACAUAGAGAACCUGUUCACCAGGCAGCUGUGCUCUUGCGGGGACCUGCCGACCAACACCAGUCGCCACGUCCAAUACAUCCGGCAGUCUCCAGAUUUCAGCGCGGCACACUAUGGAGCAGUGGACUCUGACUGUGCCAUAGCCUAUAUCUCUGUAAGUACAGCCUCAAGGUGAAGGCCUUCUGUAAACAAUGCCAAAUCCCACCUUCUAACGUCCAAUCAUAUGUCCUUGUUCUUGCAGCUCAGAUAAGCGAGGUCAAGCAACCCUGAUUAAAAAGAAUUUUUUUUUAUACGCAAAGCCCUUUUUUUGCACUUGUUCACUUUGAUAUGUGCCUGUUUUACUUCAUGGUACUGUGGGCCCUUUGAAAUUUACUAUUAUAAUGUUUCUCAUGUUGGGAUUUUAUAUAUCCAUUACAGGCCUUGCAGUGUUUGCAAAUUAGUGUCUGUAUAAUGUUUAAUGGUGACGGUUGUUAUCUUGUUUUCUAAUGCUGUUCAGGUCAUCAGGCAUUCCUUUAAACACUCUACAAUGUACAACCAAUCAAAUCAUUCCAAGUGCAAAAUAAAAAUGUUUUACUAACAGA